Messenger RNA from Suillus plorans, 852 nucleotides. RefSeq lists its product as uncharacterized. The record is from RefSeq and is a predicted model, not a curated record. The transcript has 3 exons. NCBI's taxonomy places the organism in Eukaryota, Fungi, Basidiomycota, Agaricomycetes, Boletales, Suillaceae. The coding region runs from base 173 to 640 and encodes 155 amino acids.
GCAUGUCGACAACAACACAGACGACGAGCUGUGUACGACAACCGUGGUGACGUGUGUGUGAAAGCUGUCUCUGAUGAGUGUGUCCUAGAGGCUAUUGGAUAGCGUUAUCUUUAUAUCUCUUUGUUGGCAUUUGCAAUGAGUCUGUGAAUUGCAAGAAACGGGAAUUAUUAAUAUGCGUGUUUUGGUUGGUUACCACGAUGAUGAUGGCCGAGAUCAUCCCACCGAUAAAAAUAACCCUACAUUCAAUAGUUCACGUAUAUAUAAUUUGAUGACAUUGGGGUGUAUCUCACCAUAUCGUUACUAUUGCUCCUUCUUGCACAGUAUGACCCGCCCCUUUAAGCCACCCCCGCUGGCCAGGGAUACCACUGGCUUUCGAUGCAACUCACUCAGCGCGUAUGCAUGGAAACAAUGGACUAUGUUUGAAGCCACCUUUGCUAUAUGUGGUCUGGAACCUUGGGAGAAACUUGUUUUCGUAAUCGUCAUGUCUCUACUCACUUUCCUAUUCUUUACCGGCCUGUCUCGGGUAAUACCCAGUCAGUUGAUCUCACUACUACCUCGCAUUGCAUACUAUCUCUGGGGCGACGAGCGUGUACUAAACCACUGGAUGGAUCAUGCGGCAGCCAGUGUGAAGGAGCUAUAGCCUGAGGUUUUUGAUUGGCAGAUGGAUGUGGGUGUACUUUACGUUGUCUGGAUUGAGGCACAGGGGGUCCAUCACGUUCACCUGUCAAGGCUACUGUUUAACUGUAUUAUGUCUCUCGUACUUUAUUCUUCCAUCAUUGUCUCCGCCCACGUAACUUUAUUAUCUCAACUCGCUGCCAAAUCCGACCAACGGUGAUAAACCUGACAGCUCCG